This is a messenger RNA of Papilio polytes (common Mormon), 1124 nucleotides long. It is a transcript of the gene Prx5, whose product is annotated as peroxiredoxin-5, mitochondrial. Gene Ontology annotation, biological process: hydrogen peroxide catabolic process; cell redox homeostasis; cellular response to oxidative stress. The record is from RefSeq and is a predicted model, not a curated record. Gene Ontology annotation, molecular function: thioredoxin peroxidase activity. NCBI's taxonomy places the organism in Eukaryota, Metazoa, Arthropoda, Insecta, Lepidoptera, Papilionidae. The coding region runs from base 69 to 635 and encodes 188 amino acids. Gene Ontology annotation, cellular component: cytoplasm; peroxisome; mitochondrion. The transcript has 3 exons.
UCAAUUGAUUACUGUUUGUCAAAGUGUAGGUGGGUAAUAAAAAAUACAUAACCACCGGUCAAGUACAAAUGUUUCGCACGGCCACUUCGAUUGCCCGCGGCGUUUCAGCAUUCGUGAAGCAAACCUCUUGCGCGUUACACACAACUACAGCAACUAUGGCUCCUGUAAAGGUUGGGGAUAAGUUGCCGUCUGUGGAUCUAUUUGAAGAUUCGCCGGCAAACAAAGUGAAUAUUUGCGAGUUGACCGCUGGCAAGAAGGUGGUUCUGUUUGCGGUACCGGGAGCGUUCACGCCUGGCUGCUCAAAGACGCAUUUGCCCGGCUACAUUCAGAAUGCCGACAAGAUGAAGUCUGAUGGUGUCGGGGAAAUCGUUUGCGUCUCUGUUAACGACCCCUACGUAAUGGCAGCUUGGGGUGCUCAGCAUAACACCAAGGGAAAGAUUCGCAUGUUGGCUGACCCUAGUGGCAACUUCGUAAAGGCAUUGGACCUCAGCACCAAUCUACCACCGCUGGGUGGGCUUCGCUCCAAACGCUUCUCCAUGGUGAUUCAGGACAGCACAGUCCAGGAGUUGAAUGUAGAGCCAGAUGGCACUGGACUGUCCUGCUCCCUCGCUGACAAGCUUAAAUAUAAGGAGUAAAUUGUAUUCCCAGUUAUUCAUACUGUAUAAGUUAUUUUUUCAUCAAAUCAUCUUGGUGACCUUUUUUAUUGUUUAGGAUCACUUGUAGUUUUAUUGCGUAUUCAAUUGUAUGUUAAAUGCAUAUCCUGUUUGCUUUUGAUUAACAUUUUCUCAUUAAUAUGUUAAUUUAGCAUUUUCCAAUAUCAACUUAUUUGAUACAAAGUGUCAAGUAAUCAUUACUUAUGGUAAAAAGUUAAAACAAGUAGUUCAGGUAACUUAGUUAUCUGUCUACAUUUUUAUGUUUAGUUUAAAAUUAACUUGUUGAUUUAUAUUAAAAUGGGUUGGCAGGUUCCUUAAAAUUUCUAUUAUGCAUUUGUAGAGUUAAUUGCUUCAUAUCAAAAGAUAUAAUCUCAUAAAUUGUCUGAAAACACUUAGCUUUACUCUCCUUAUAGACUGUUGAAGCACUCCUUGUGAUAAAAGAAAAAUAAAUAUUGGAUUUAGACAUAAAAA